AUGACCCAUCCACUUCUUAUAAAAAUUGUUAACGUGUUGUCCUUUGUUUUUCUCCUGGGACUUAACACCUACUCGGGCUUCUUUGAUGACUCGUCCCCCUAUCAUGACAAUCACGCAACUUACAUUACCCCGGCAGUGUUCGUUUAUUAUAUUUGGGUUCUCAUCCAUUUCUUAUUAUUAGGUUUUGUCAUUUAUCAAUUCUUCCCUGUUGCCAACGAAGUGGUGGUUGAUGGGAUUCACUGGCACUUCCUUAGUCUCGGUUUGUUUAAUGGAGUUUGGGUGUGGUUAUAUUCCACCGACCAUACUAUCCUCGCAUUGAUUCCUCUCCUCUUGGUCUCCACGCAAGUAUCCUACGUCUACUUCACCCUCAAGAACAGAUAUCCGGCUGCGACCUUUGGAGAAACUGUUUGGAUUCACGCUCCAUUCUCCCUUUACCACGGAUGGAUAUUUGUGCUCACUGUUAUUGGCGUAUUCGUUGCCUUCAGUCCUGAAAAGACUGAUGAACCACCAAGCGUGCUUACCAAGAUAUUCGUUGUCAUUGGUUUGUUGUUCCUCGAACUCACUGCUACCUCAUACAUUGAGAAGUUCGAAGGAGAUAUUGCUGGCGCCAUAGUUAUCGCGUGGUCACUUUACGGAGUUGCAGCUGAACAACAAGAUCCGGUCAUCCACUGGGCCGCCAUCAUCUUUGCCGUGUUCACCACCAUUCAUAUCAUCAAACCACUCUUCAAGAAAUACGUUCUCAAAACACGAGAAGAGCAAACCCCAUUGGUCAGGGGUCAAGUAUGA
Molecule: messenger RNA, 786 nt
Organism: Acaulospora morrowiae
Lineage: Eukaryota; Fungi; Glomeromycota; Glomeromycetes; Diversisporales; Acaulosporaceae
Source: the annotation of a GenBank genome assembly